UGACAGUAGUGACAGUAAAAUAACCUUAGUUUUAAUUUUAUAGAUUUCUAUAAUCAGCCUGCUUCUAAAUUGUUUGGAGUAGAGUGGAUUUUAGCAAUAUGUUUCUAACUCUAAGGUUAUUGUCGAACCGACACCCUUCGUUUAUCGCUCGUACAGUUUUCGUUAAAAACAAUAAUGUCGAUGAUGCCUGUCGGCUGGUAAACAGAAUCCUUGGCAAGGAAGGCAUACUCGAGCAGUACAGGCUGACCAGAUAUUAUGAAAAACCGUUUCAGACAAGAAGAAGAGUGAACCACGAGCGUUGUAAGGCCAUAUACAAUGAGGAUAUGGAGAGAAAGAUACAGUUUGUACUCAGGAAGAAUAGACAUGAACCUUUCCCUGGCUGCUCCUAGACAUUUUAAAUGUGUUUGUUUACAGCUUAGAAAGUGUCCACAUGUGUCCAGCGUGAAUGAAUAAGAACAAAAAAAACUUUUAAGUAGGUAGCAAAUAAGAUAGUUAGCAAUUUGUUAUUAUUUAUUGUAAUAAGAUCAUGAAACAUGUCACUGGAAAAUAACAACUGUAACCAUUUGUACUUGUCAUCACUUGUAUGGUCGCUGAACUUCAACACAAGCCUGGAACACAAGUUAGGCUUGGUUGUGAAAUAUGUUUAUAAAUGGAAAUCAAAUAGUUGCAUUGUUGCAUUGUACUUUAGAGAUAAAAUAAAACAUGUUAUCAAAUAGUA
Spodoptera frugiperda (fall armyworm) is the source of this 718-nucleotide messenger RNA. It is a transcript of the gene mRpS21, whose product is annotated as 28S ribosomal protein S21, mitochondrial. Bases 99 to 389 code for a protein of 96 amino acids. Gene Ontology annotation, biological process: translation. NCBI's taxonomy places the organism in Eukaryota, Metazoa, Arthropoda, Insecta, Lepidoptera, Noctuidae. The record is from RefSeq and is a predicted model, not a curated record. The transcript is spliced from 2 exons. Gene Ontology annotation, molecular function: structural constituent of ribosome. Gene Ontology annotation, cellular component: ribosome.